This is a messenger RNA of Melanotaenia boesemani (Boeseman's rainbowfish), 1799 nucleotides long. RefSeq names its product asparaginyl-tRNA synthetase 2, mitochondrial (gene nars2). The record is from RefSeq and is a predicted model, not a curated record. Bases 155 to 1609 code for a protein of 484 amino acids. NCBI's taxonomy places the organism in Eukaryota, Metazoa, Chordata, Actinopteri, Atheriniformes, Melanotaeniidae. Gene Ontology annotation, biological process: asparaginyl-tRNA aminoacylation. Gene Ontology annotation, cellular component: mitochondrion. Gene Ontology annotation, molecular function: ATP binding; nucleic acid binding; asparagine-tRNA ligase activity. The transcript has 14 exons.
GUAUUUCUGUCAGCUGUCACAACGUGAGAGUUGAAAGUCAAGUGGAAGCAAAACCUUAAAAUACUAUGAAAUAUGUUAUUUAUGGCGACUCGGUGCUUUUGCUUCAUGUUUUGGCUGUAGCGGGGUUUUGUUUCGUAGAGUAACGUUUGUAGGGAUGUAUCAGGCUGUAACUAAAAUUCUUUCUAUUUCAUCAACUGCAUCAGUUUCUUGGGGUAUUUCGCUAGGUAUUCGACAUUAUUGCACGAAAACACCAAUAAAACUACGAGUAUCCGACGCACUUUUGGGUGCUAAGCUUGGAGCAAACGUGAGAGUUCAGGGAUGGGUUCGUUCUGUUAGACCACAGAAGUCCAAUGUUUUCCUUCAUGUGAAUGAUGGAAGCUCCUUGCAGUCUUUGCAAGUUAUUGCUGAACCAAAGCUGAAUGAUCCGUUGCUCACAUUUGGUUGUGCAGUUGAUGUCAUAGGUACACUUAAGAAAAGUCCACAUCAAAAACAGCCAGUUGAACUGGAAGCAGCCCAAAUCAAUAUAGUUGGAGAAUGUAACCCAGUGGAUUUUCCCUUUAAAAUCAAAGAGAGACACAGCCUUGAGUACAUUCGCCAGAUUCCUCAUCUCAGGUGUCGAACAAAUGCCUUUAGUUCUCUGCUGAGGAUACGAAGUGAGGCUACUACAGCAAUCCAUUCAUAUUUUAAGAACAAUGGCUUUGUGCAGAUUCAUACUCCAAUCAUCACCUCAAACGACUGUGAAGGGGCAGGGGAGCUCUUUCAGGUUGAGCCAACAGGCUCCGAAUAUGUGGAUGAUGAAAAGUUUUUCUCUGUACCCGCCUUCUUGACUGUAUCAGGACAGCUUCAUUUGGAAGUAAUGUCAGGAGCGUUUUCCAGAGUCUAUACAUUCGGGCCAACUUUUCGUGCAGAGAACUCCCAAAGCAGACGCCAUCUAGCUGAGUUUUUCAUGGUAGAGGCAGAGAUCUCCUUCACUCAAUCCUUAGAGGAUCUCACCAAGGUCAUGGAGGACAUGUUCAGAUCAGCCACUGAGCAUGUAUUGGCUCAGUGUGCGGAGGAUCUGGGUUUGUUUCACAAGCAUGUGACUCCUGGACAUAGGGAAACUUUAGACGCUAUGCUGAGCAAGAGCUUCCCUGUGAUUACCUACAGUGAGGCUAUAGACAUUUUAAACCGCAGCUCUGAGAAAUUUACCUUCCCUACAGAUUGGGGUUGUGACCUUAUGACAGAACAUGAGAAAUACCUGGUGAAACAUUGUGACAACAUUCCAGUCUUUGUCACUGAUUAUCCUUAUGACCUGAAGCCUUUUUAUGCAAGAGACAACCAGGACCAUCCAAAGCAUACAGCAGCUGCAGUGGACCUUCUUGUGCCAGGAGUUGGAGAGCUCUGUGGGGGCUCGCUAAGAGAGGAGAGGCUGAACCUACUGAGGGCUCGACUGGAAGAGGUUGGACUAGAAGACACCUACAGCUGGUAUCUGGAUUUGAGACGUUUUGGUUCUGUCCCUCAUGGCGGCUUUGGACUGGGAUUUGAGAGAUACUUGCAAUGCAUUCUUGGUGUUGACAACAUAAAAGAUGUGAUUCCUUUCCCAAGAUUUUCCCAUUCAUGUCUUCUAUAAAAGGAAAAAAAAUGAACCUUAGAAGGACUCAAACAGUUUAUUGUUAAGGCACAUUAAAUAAAUGCACAACAUGAUCUUUUUUCCUGUCUGUGUUCAAAUGUUAUUUUCUUUGAAGAGGUAUCUGCAUCUCUAAUAUUAACACAUUGAUCUUUGGAAUUUAAACAAUAGAAUAAUUUCUCAGUCAAAAUUA